AGAAGCGGCGACGCCUCCUUGGUGGCGUUCACUUACAAGAGCCCAGCUUUUGCCUUGUAUAUUUGUGGCUUCCGUGGACAUAUUAGCAACUGGUGGUUUUAGCUUCCAGUCGCCCAGAGCUGCCAAGGGGGUGAGAAGUCAUCAGGAAAGUCUUUUAGCCCGAAUCACACUGAUUCACAAGACCAGCUGGUUUCUCCUGAAGUACUCCGAAAAUCUGCACCGAGCUCAGGUCCUGGUACAGGUGCAUGGCGAAGAAACCCAGAGGAUAAACCCAAAGAUUGAACCUGCAGACCAAGCGCAAAGUAGAAACUGAAAGUACACUACCGGGUGAUCCUACGGAAGUUAUGGAAAAAGCAAACCGCAGAGCCAGGCCGUGAUGUGUGCCGCCCCUGGGAUGGAUGAACCGGCAGGGGCCGCGUGGGAGAGAGGAACCAGCUGCAGAGCCUGCCCUGCCCAGCAUCGACUCCUGGCAAGCCCGCAGAAGACCAGGGUUCUGGGCGUGAUUAUGGGUGGUGAGAGCUUGCUCCUGCUGCAGUUGCGGUCAUCAUGACUAUGCCAGCCUCCCGCAGACCAUGUUCCAUGUUUCUUUUAGGUAUAUCUUUGGAAUUCCUCCCUUGAUCCUUGUUCUGUUACCAGUAACUUCAUCUAACUGUCAUCUUAAAGACAAAGAAGGUAAAGGAUAUAAGAAUGUUAUACUGGUCAGCAUCGAUGAAUUGGACAAAAUGCUACACAUUGACAGCAAUUGCCUGAAAAAAGAACCAAACUAUUUUAAAAAACAUUCAUGUGCUGAUAAAAAGGAAGCUGCUUUUCUAAAUCGUGCUGCUUAUAAGUUGGAGCAAUUUGUUAAAAUGAAUAUCACUGCAGAUUUUGAGCUACACUUACUAAAAGUUUCACAGGGCACAUUAAAACUGAUAAACUGCACCAAGGAAGAAACUGUUUCAAAGGAACCGAAAAAGAAUGACCAGUGUUUCCUAAAGACACUAUUACAAAAGAUAAAAACUUGUUGGAAUAAGAUUUUGAGAGGGCAUUAAAGAACACUGGAAAAUAUGAGUGGAAUAUAUGAACUGGCUGCAUCCUCCAAUAAUUUGCUUAUGCAGUUUUGGAGGGUAGAAAGCCUCCUAGAAGUUACUGAAGACAACCUAGUAAAAAUAAUGAGAAAAAUUGUGAAACUGACAUUGUAGUACCAGAAAACUGACAUAAACAAUGGAAACUGAGUAUUGUGGUGAAAAAACUAUUUUAUAGCUAUGUGGACAUAUAUCAAUCAGUAUUAAGUUUAUACUGAUUUUGCAAGACAAUCCACAUAAAGUAUCAUGUGCAAUAAAGCUUGUAAAACCUGUUUAAAUAUUUCAGAAGAAAUCAAAUCUAUGAAGUAUAUAAAGGUAAUAAGGAUUAAAUUAGCAUCAUUUUGUUAUCAGAAGAAUUUUACGGUCCACCAUGCGUCAGUGUACUGUAUUUGGCAUAAAGAUUGACAUCAUCUACACUGGAGAUGUUUUAGGAUUAACAUUGAUGGAAAAAUGCUCGUGAAGACAAGAGAAGUAUAUACUUUAAAGAAGCAACAACAUAAAGAAGCCAAAAAUAUUUAGGAGAGAUUAAGAAAUACAUUUAAAUAUGAAUAUAUAACACAGUGCCUUUAAUAAAUGGUAUAACAAAUAUUUUUAAAUGAAAUAAUGGAUCAUUUCAGAAGGUAGAAAUUUCUUAGUCUAGGAAUGCUAAGCCUUUGUACUAAGUUACUUUUGACAUUUAUGUAUGAUAAAAGUUGUCUUAAUGAGUUUUCAAUUUGGGAGGUAUAUUUUCAAGAGAAUAAUAUAUGUUAGCUUUUUAAUUAAUGGAUUGUGUAUAUUUAAUUUUGACACUAUACUAUAACUGUAUAUAAAAUAUUUUCAUACAGUAUUACCAAUGUUUACUUUUAAUAACAUUUCUCCUUUAAUAAUAAAUGAUCUGUCAGCUUAGCACUGUCAGAUUAAUUUUGGGCCAAGAAAAUUUUCAAUAGUAUACCAUCUGAUCUCCCAUGUUCACUAAAUAUAUGACCUCUAACACUGUAUUAUUGAGACUAAUUAUGUGCCUAGGAUCCAAAAAGGUAUGAGUAGUCACACUACUUCUUAGUUUAAAUUUUAAUCUUUGACUAUAUCUUUUUAGACCCUGAUUAGAAGUAACUGCAAAUGACCUUCAUUUGAUUAAAAGCACUAUGCUAGGAAGCCAAAUUUUAAAAGAGUUCCUGACUUGUAGUACACUGAACUCACCCUUCAUGCCCUUUCUCCACCUUACUGUCAUCUAUGUACCGACUGGCUGUAUUUGAUUUACAAAACAUGCUCUAGUGAUGCCCUGCCCAUUUUUACUGUCACCAACCCAUAUGGAGUUUCAACCCCAAUGGUACCGAGUGAACAGAAUUACACAGUCAUCUGAGUAGAACUUGUUGACCUGCCUCAUUAACAGGGCUCUGAGUCAGGUAUUUUUUUAAAUUACUUUUUACUCCAGAAAAGAAAGUUGACUAAACUCAUUAGAAGCAAAAGAUUCCUCACUAGAUAAUUUUUCUUCAGAUGGAUCUUUCUACCCAGGCUCUGUCUCUACCAUAAAACAUGAUCAACUGUGAUAUUCCUCUAUCCACAUAAACCGGUGCUUAUGAUAAGCUAUUAGCUAUAAAACAAGGAAACUUAGUUUCUAAAUUCUUGAACUUGAAAGCUAUGUAUAAAUUUUCCUUAAAAGUGCUGAAAAUUUUUUAGCUUGUGGCAAAGAUGAGGUAGUAUUUUUAAAACAUUAAAAGAAUUAUUGGAUUUU
Cavia porcellus (domestic guinea pig) is the source of this 2775-nucleotide messenger RNA. It is a transcript of the gene Il7, whose product is annotated as interleukin 7. The record is from RefSeq and is a predicted model, not a curated record. Gene Ontology annotation, cellular component: extracellular region. Lineage: Eukaryota; Metazoa; Chordata; Mammalia; Rodentia; Caviidae. Gene Ontology annotation, molecular function: interleukin-7 receptor binding; growth factor activity. Gene Ontology annotation, biological process: immune response. The transcript is spliced from 5 exons. Bases 573 to 1031 code for a protein of 152 amino acids.